UGCUUGAGCGCCGGCAGACAACCAAUCAUCUUGCAUGCAGUUUGCAUUAUAGUUGCUCCUUGAUUUUUAUCAACUCCUUUAACGCGUUGAACAUUUCUACAACUCCAUCGAUCGCCACUGAGAGGAAUAUCAUCUUAAUCUGGACUCCUUUUUUGUAUUUGAAUGAAGUUGGAAAAGUAAGUUUGGAGAGGUGGACACCCCCUACAUUUUUUGGCUUCCGCCGCCAAUGUCUACGGGACAUCGGUCUGGAUAUUGGAGGAACACUAUGACAAACAGGGAGAUGAACAACAACCGCAAACUUUUAAUAGUAGGCCUUGCCUGUGUUGAUAUUGUCAAUGUUGCUGCCGGUUAUCCAACAGAAGACACAGAUCAAAGAUUACUAGACCAGCAGGUGAAUCGAGGAGGAAAUGCUACCAACACAUCUGUCGUUCUAUCACAGCUUGGCUCUCACGUUGAAUGGCUAGGCACGCUCGCUUCUGAUAAACUGGCCGAUGUCAUCACUGACGAUCUUGAAAACUAUGGAGUGCUAUAUGAUAAAGCACGGCAAUAUGAGAAUUGUGUGACACCUCUUUCUUGUGUCAUAGUCAAUGCCUCAACAGGAUCAAGAACAAUUCUUCAUAAAAACAAGGCAUUACCAGAAGUGGAUCCAAAGGAUUUUGAAAAGCUGGAUUUAGAUGACUAUUCCUGGAUUCACUUUGAGGGUAGAAAUGAAGUCAACAUAGAGAAGAUGAUAGCAAUGAUUGAGAUGUACAACAAGAGUAGAACAGAUUCAAAACCUAUCACUAUAUCUUUAGAGGCUGAGAAAUCACGAAACGUUACUCACAGUUUACUUCAAAAAGGAGAUUUUGUAUUCAUUAGCAAAGAUUAUUCUAUGUAUAUGGGCUUCAACAGUGCAGACGAGUGCUUGAAUGGAGUCAAGGAAAGGAAUCUGUUAAAGAUAGGAGCCAAAGCCAUCUGUGCCUGGGGUGAGAAAGGAGCCUGGGGAUUGGAGGAGAGUGACAGGAUAGUGCACAGCCCUGCUUUUCCACCAAUCAAAGUUGUCGAUACACUGGGUGCUGGGGAUACUUUCAAUGCAGGGGUUCUUCAUGCUCUAAAUCAAGGGAGAACAGUGGAAGAAGCUGUAAGGCUCGGAUGUCAAGUAGCUGGCCAGAAGGUCGGACAGAUAGGCUUCAACAUAGAUACAACGUCAUUGGAUCUAUUAUAACCCUCAUUUAGCCUUGUUCCAAAGGUAGCUAAUGAGAAUAUGAUUUGUUGUGAAAUUGUAUGCAACUCGCAUCCUAUUUAAUGUUUUGAAAUACCCCUAAAAAAUGCAGUGUUCUAAUAUGCCACAUGAAAUACUCUGCAACUGUUGUUUGGCAUUUAACCCCAAGUAGCCCGGGCUAUUUUGAAAUUGCAUAGCCUGUGGAAGGGGGGGGGUUGACAAUUUUUUUCCCUCCCAGCACAUGUGGCAUUAGUUACCAUUGUAUUAACAUUUUUUCGUUCAGUCAAGUUGGUCCUUAUUGUCAAAUCUAUAAAAUCGAACAUUAGCCCAGAGAAAACGCACAAAAAUACCUAUUUUUGAAGCAUGAUGAUUGGAGCUAUCCCUAAGCAGAAUAGCUGGGUAGCAGUAUGCAUUUCUGUGUUAAGUAGUUUAUAAGCUUUUAACUGAUAUAUUACCUUAUUAAUGGAUGUACUGGAAAAAGCAGAAAGCUGCAGCCAAGUUUCCAGGUCUUGCUUUUGUCAAUGUCACUUUUAGGUCUGAUCCGUGUCUUUAAAUCAAUUCAUAAAGGGUCUUGGACUUUGGACCUAUGGGAAAAAUGCAGUAAAAAUUCAAUCAAUUGUAGAAAUUAAUUUGAUAAUCAGUAAGCCUUUAUGCAGUUGUAACUGCAUGAGCAGUAAUUAGAGAUAAACCGUCAAGGUGAUUUUCAAAUCUAUUAACGUAAGCAUUUGUAAUUUGAUGAUUAUUCCUGUGUUCCUUUUGAAAUAUUCUUUUCAUCAUAUCCAUAAUUGUUGGUAUAUGACAAUAUUCCAAAUACUACUCAA
Molecule: messenger RNA, 2022 nt
Organism: Lytechinus variegatus (green sea urchin)
Lineage: Eukaryota; Metazoa; Echinodermata; Echinoidea; Temnopleuroida; Toxopneustidae
Gene: khk
Product: ketohexokinase-like
Exons: 9
Coding region: 227-1204 (325 amino acids)
Biological process (GO): fructose metabolic process
Molecular function (GO): ketohexokinase activity
Source: RefSeq, a predicted model, not a curated record